AUGGCAAUGGGUUAUAAUAGUUCAAUAUCUUCAAUAUCAAAAAAUCCCCGCAGCAAGACCGCAAAGAACGAUAAUAAUGUUCUUCCCAACAAUAAUCUUUUUCCCACCAAAAAUAAUAUUCGCGCUAACAACAAUAACAACGACAAUAGUAAUAUUUCUCAACAAUCAAAACUAUUAAAUCAUCAAAAUAUCGAAAAAGAAAAAGAAGAAAAGAUUCGAAAUAAAAAACAUUUACAACAACCAAUUAAUAUUAAUAACGAAAGUGUAAUGAAUGAAAUUACAAGAUUGCCAACAGCCUAUGCUCCAAGGGCACGUGUCCUGUAUGAUGAUAAUAAAAGAUCAAAAUCUGAAACUUUCUCGUCUUCUCCACUUUCCUACCCAUCAUUGUCAACUUCAACAAAAUUCUUGAAACCAACACAAACAAAAUCAUUUGUAACAAUAAAAUCUUUAAACUCUUCAUCAGAGACAUCACCUAGUAACAAGGCAAAUAAUAAUCAUCUAUCAAUAGACGAAAGUCAUUAUGAAUCAUCUCAAAACUCCUCUCAAACUAUAGUUCUUAAUUUAUGUGACUACUAUACCGAUGAUAAUAAUACUAUUGACAAUCGUCAUUCUAAAGGCAACUAUAUUGAUAGUUAUUAUCAUAAUAGCAAUUAUAGUGGGAAUGCUGAACAAGCAGAAGAUCAUCACAAUCACGACAAUGACACUAAUAAUAAUGAAAAUGAUAAUAAGAUUAAGAUUGAUGUUGAUGAAUCCCCUCCCGUUAAUAUUAAACCAACAUCUUCUAAACUUAAAAAGAAUUCUUAUGAUAAUUAUUCACCACCAUUGAAACCACUGUCGCCACCGCCACAAUCAACAACACUGCUGCUACCUAAAAAUUUCUCGAUAUCUGAUUCUUUUAAAACGUUAACAUCCUCAUCACCAUCAUCACAUUCAAGACUUAAUUCUUGGUUAACUAGUAGCCCUAAUAAAAACGACAACGUCAACAAUGAUAAAUUUUUAACACUUAACCAAAAUACCGAUGGUAAUAUUGCUAGUAGUGAUAAAAGUGUUUAUUAUAGUAAAACUGAUUCCGUCAGCAUUGAUCCUCAUUUGUAUGAUAAAAGUAACACAAAUAUUCUAAUUGAUAAUGCCAGUAAAAAAAUAUCUCGAGUAGAAUUAAUUAAAGAAUCAGAACAUGAAUAUGAACACAAGUAUGGUGAAGAUUAUAAAGGAGGUGAUCAUAAUGAAGAAGAAAUAGUUUUUGAUAGUCGUAACUAUGACAAUGACAGCGAGAUAAAAAUAUUGGUAGAAGAUAAUGACUUUAAUCAAAGUAGAAUAUCAGAUUCACCAAUUGAAUUACCAAAACUUCCUAAAAUUCUUGUUAACAAGAAUUUAAGUAUAAAUUUUGAAAGAUUCAGUUUAUUUAGAAAUGCUCCGGGAUGUAUAGAUAAAGAUGGCUAUUACUAUGAUGAUAACAAUCGCAACCUUAACGGUAAUGGUGAUAGUAAUAAUCGUGUGACCAACGUUUAUCUUUAA
Molecule: messenger RNA, 1515 nt
Organism: Entrophospora sp. SA101
Lineage: Eukaryota; Fungi; Glomeromycota; Glomeromycetes; Entrophosporales; Entrophosporaceae
Source: the annotation of a GenBank genome assembly